AUGGCAUUUCAUAUGCUGGAGAGACCAUGUCCGCACAAACCUAAGCCUGUUUUUAUGACACCGAUCGACAAGUCAGCGGUGGAGACAAUCCUCAGGCCCCUGGACCUGACAGAUGACCACUAUCGAAGGCUGAUGGAUCUCAUGACCGAGGACAUCGUCAAGGGCAUGAAUCCUCAGACCCACCCGGCUGCCAACAUAAAGUGUUUCCCAACUUUUGUCAGAUCCGUGCCGGAUGGCACAGAACAGGGAGAUUUUCUGGCUCUAGAUCUCGGAGGAACUAACUUCCGCGUGCUCUUGAUUAAUCUGAAUGGCCAGGAGGUCAAGAUGGAGAGCAAGAUCUUCAUUAUACCUCAACACAUAAUGCUCGGAUCUGGCGUUCAGCUCUUCGAUCACAUCGCAGACUGUAUCUUCAAAUUCAUAACAGAUCACAAACUUCAGGGCAAGAAAUUGCCGCUUGGCUUCACGUUUUCCUUCCCGUGUCGCCAGGAGGGACUGGAUAAAGCGGUCCUGACAGUUUGGACAAAGGGAUUUAACUGUGAAGGUGUGGUCGGCAAAGAUGUUGUCGAGCUGCUACAUGCAGCCUUCAAAAGGCGUGGGGAUAUGCCAAAUGUCAAGUGUUUGGCUGUUAUUAAUGACACAGUUGGAGCCCUCAUAUCCUGUGCUCACAGUGAUAGACAAUGUGCCAUUGGUCUUAUUCUUGGGACUGGAACAAAUGCAUGUUAUAUCGAAGAUUUGCAAAAUGUAAAAACCUGGACUGGAGAUGAUGGUGAGCCUAGACAGGUGCUGAUCAACUGUGAAUGGGGAGCAUUUGGCAAUGAUGGAAAUCUGUCUUUCAUCCAAACGGAUUUUGAUAAAGCUAUUGACAAACAUUCCAUCAAUCCAGGGAAGCAGAUCUACGAAAAGAUGAUCUCAGGCAUGUACAUGGGAGAGAUUGCUCGUCUUGCAAUUGAAAGGCUCAGAAAAAAUCAUCUUCUGUUUGAAGGCGAAGGCUCAUACCAUUUGGCUACAAGAGGAAGAUUUUACACAAAAUAUGUUUCUGAGAUUGAAGGCGAUGAUGUCACCAAUUUCACAGUGACUAGGCAAAUAUUUGAUGAGCUUGAGUUGACCAAUCAUAAUGAGCAGGAUUACCGUCUGGUCAGACAUGUCUGCAAUCUUGUGUCCAAGAGAGCCGCUUACUUGGCAUCUGCAGGUAUAGCCUGUCUGCUGAAUAAGAUGAACAAAAAGGAAGUUACAGUUGGUGUUGAUGGUUCUCUGUACCGCUUUCAUCCAUUCUUUCAUGAUCUGAUGAUGGAGAAGAUACAAGCGUUGAUAAGACCUAACAUUCGUUUUAAACUGAUGCUGUCUCAUGAUGGUAGUGGCAAGGGAGCGGCCCUUGUUGCUGCAGUGGCCAGCAAACUGAAGGAUAAGGAUGAUCGAGGAAGAAGGGGCUCUAAAGUAUAA
Molecule: messenger RNA, 1440 nt
Organism: Candidula unifasciata
Lineage: Eukaryota; Metazoa; Mollusca; Gastropoda; Stylommatophora; Geomitridae
Source: the annotation of a GenBank genome assembly